AUGUUCAUGACCGACAUUGGCUGCUUGGUGACUCCCGCGUCUUCAGGGCUGGUGUGUACUCAUUGUGGCCAUGUCCUCAGUGGUAAUGUGCCCCAACACCUGUUCAAAAAGCACCAUGUUCGGUGUAGUCAAGAAGACAUUGAUGCAGCCACGGCGCUCCUGCGCUCUGAGCAGCCCGAGGAGCCAACAGAGGAUGUUGCAACAGAGGCUGGGCCUCGAGCGCCUGUGGAAGGUAUCCCAAUUCUGGACGGCGUGAGUUGCCCCAUUUGUCAGGCAUGCUUCACGACGAAGAAUAGCCUGCACUUUCAUUUGCACAACAAACACGUUGGUGACCCCAAUAUCAAUCAGCCGCCUCGACGAGUCAAGCUGCAAAAGCCGCUGCGCGGUGCUGGAGCCCGCUGUGUCGAGAUCAUUGUGGAAGAAAGCCACGACGCCUCGGCAGCCGAUGUGAGCGAAAGCGAGGAGGAGCUGGAGGAGCAGCAGCGGUUCAAGCAGUUUAUCUCAAGCACCCAGGCCAUGGCCUCGGAGGCUGAGGAUAAGCGAUGCCCGCACGGCGUUCACCAGAUGCAUCCGUUUUACGAUAGCGUGGGCAUGACGCUGAUCAUCAACGAGCUGAAGCCAGAGCGCAUGGUCGAACUGGGCCACAACACCCCGUCGGCACUCCUUGAGUCGGGCAUGCACGAGCUGUUCUGGACGGCCUACGAGCAGCUCUCGGAUCAGGGCCUGGCCGCUGCUGCGGUGACGCGUCUGUUUGACGACAAUGAAGGGCAGUAUCAGCAUCGCCCCAUGCGGCAAGUACAGCCGCAAACCGUCAGCAGGUACCUGAGUCUUGGGACACGCCUGGUCCAAUUUUUGCUGCUGCUGGAGGCCAUGCCAGCCCUAGUGUAA
Messenger RNA from Monosiga brevicollis MX1, 888 nucleotides. RefSeq lists its product as uncharacterized. The record is from RefSeq and is a predicted model, not a curated record. Lineage: Eukaryota; Choanoflagellata; Craspedida; Salpingoecidae. The transcript has a single exon. Bases 1 to 888 code for a protein of 295 amino acids.